UUUUAUUUUUGUUAUUUUUCUUUUUGUGUAUCUGGUAAGAGUCUUUUUUUUUGUAGAAACCCUAAUUCACAGACUCGAAUGGAUUUCUUUGAUGAAGAAAGCAGACCCAGAUUCCUUCUUCAAUCACGAUCAGUCCCCAAAGCCACACACCAAAUCGAAACCGUUGAUAAUCUUCACAAGCCCACUCUUUUUGUAUCUCUAUCUCUAUCUGCAUUCUUCUUAACUCUCUCCCUUUUCUACUUUCAAUCCGACCCAUUUCAGUCUAUCCUCAUUUGGUUCUCACUAUCUCUUUUGAUCGGCCCAUUUGCCCCGACUUCAUUCACCGCAGGCGAUAUCCGGGUCGGAUUAGGCCCGACCCUCCAACCACAAUCCCCUCCUAAACAUACCCAAGAUCCCGAGCCACCAAAAAGAUCAAGAUUCAAAGCAAGAAAACCCGAUCAAGAUUUCAAGAUUUCGACCCACCCAGAUGGGGUUGUGAAUCAACCCGUUGAAACAGGGAAAAAGGUUGACAAUGUGAAUGUGGUUGUUAUUGAAGAACAAGAUUGGACUGAAAAUGAUCUCGAGGUUUUGAAAAAACAAAUCUUGAAAAACCCUGUUGGGAUGCCGGGUCGUUGGGAGGCGGUUGCAGAGGCGUUUUCGGGCCGGCAUACGGUGGAGAGUGUGGUGAAGAUGGCGAAGUCGAUGGGGGAGAGGAGAACGGGUGAUUCUGAUUCGUUUUCGAGGUUUUUGAAAGAUAGAAAGGCGGUGGAUAAACGCGUUGACGAGGUUAUUGAGAAUGAGAGAGGGAAUGCGAGUAAUAAUGGUGGUGGAAGUUGGAGUUCAGGCGAAGAUAUUGCUUUGCUGAAUGCAUUGAAGGCUUUUCCGAAAGACGUUCCAAUGAGGUGGGAGAAAAUCACUGCUGCGGUUCCUGGACGGUCCAAGGCUGCCUGUAUGAAAAGGGUUGCUGACCUUAAGAAAGAUUUUCGGAGUUCGAAAGCUUCUUCUGAAGCUUGAUCAUUCUUGGGCUAUUGAGUUAAAGAGAUGGAUCAUUGGUUGUUAGGGUGAAUGGAACUUUGUUGAAAUUGCUUCUAAACAUCUUUCAAGUUUUUACUAGAAGUGUACCGGUGUAUUGUGCGGUGGUGGGUGAUUUCCCAAAAAGAUUUUAAUUUUCUGUAUUGGUGUAAAUCAAAUUUAAAAAUAUAAUUCGUAAACUUCGAUUAUGAAUUGGCAGCGGGUUGCGUUUUCGCCAACCUCUGUUAUGAAUUGUCUCUAAAAUUGUGUUUAUUAUAUGUAGGGUGUAGAUUUGAAUAAGGAGAUGAUUAUGUAGAUAAAGUAUUGUACUAA
Molecule: messenger RNA, 1323 nt
Organism: Erigeron canadensis
Lineage: Eukaryota; Viridiplantae; Streptophyta; Magnoliopsida; Asterales; Asteraceae
Product: transcription factor MAMYB
Exons: 2
Coding region: 79-993 (304 amino acids)
Biological process (GO): regulation of translational fidelity; 'de novo' cotranslational protein folding
Cellular component (GO): cytosol
Molecular function (GO): Hsp70 protein binding; ribosome binding
Source: RefSeq, a predicted model, not a curated record